AUGGGUGUUAAUAAGUUCGCGAUGCCUUUACUGAGUACGCUAGCAGCAUUAGUGAUCAUUGUUCACACCGCUGAGGACAACUUUGAAUCAAACUAUAGGGAAUUGAAACCGAGGUCUAUGGAUGUUGGUGAAACACAUUUAGAAAAGCCAUGGCGCAACAUGCAAGUAGCUCCCAUUUUGACCCCAACUCCUCCGAUAGCUCAAGAUGAAAUGUGGGACGAAAUAAACCCAGACCAACCUUUAAGACGAAGACGAAGAAAACGCAAAAGAAGACCAUUAACAUCCAACGAAGAUGAUCUUACAUCAAAGGAAAGAUACAUUUAUACGGACCCAUCGAGACCCAAUCGUCAAGAAACAAAGGACACACCGGGAAGGAGACGUAAAAGAAUCGGACAAAGGGAAUCAAAUGAUAAUAAACGAUGGAGAGAUGCUGGGACAGAAAGAGAAAGGAAGAGAAGAAGACAGAGAAGGAAGAGGCCAGAGCAAGAUGAGUGGCCGGAAUUAAGCGAGUUCAAUGAUUACCGACAGCACGAACGCGAACAGAAUAAAGAAUCAGUUGAAGUUAUGGAAACGAGAGUACCAAACACCAAUUAUAAAGAUUACACUUUAAAUGAUGAUACGAAAAUCGAAGAAGUCGAGUUAGAUAAGAGUGAAAAUGAACAGCAAUUUACUGAUCUAUCAGAAAUAAACUAUGAACAAGAGACGGAUAAGCGUGACGAAGAGGCUUCUUUAUCAGAAUUUUCAUCAGAAAUUUCUAUAUCUCCCACAGUGAUUCCCAAUAAUAAUAAUAAUAAUAACAAGAUAAGAGAUAAAAUACGGGAGAAAGAUCUUAGUAGCUAUAACAAUGUUAUGGAUGAAAAAGCCAAGGCAUACGGCCCUUUGGAUCCAAAAUCUUUAAAAUCAAUUUUAAAAAGAUCAAAAGGUAAAAGUUUAAGCGAAAUUCUACAACAGAAUAACUUAACCUUGGCUGAUCUGCUGCAAGGAAAUGUGAAAGCUUUAACUGCACUCAAAAAGGAGGAAUCUUCAUCUAAUCAAAAAUCAAACCAAAAUGUGUUGCCGGAAAUAUCAGUGGAAAUAAACCCGUCGCGAAAUAUGAAGAGAAAUAACGAAUACGAAGUGAAUGAAAAUGUCAACUUAGAAACAACAACAUUAAUCGAUACAAGUAGUACAACGAGUGAAAGUAAUCCUCAAAAAACACUAACAAGACGUGCUGAAUCUGUAUUAAGUGAAGAACCAGUAGUUACCGAAGCCUCUAGAAGUACUACUAAACAUUAUUUACGACGACGAUAUCCUAUUCGAAAACAAAUAAGAAUGAGGUCGAUGACUAAUAACACGCACACAUUUAAAGGACAAUUAAGUAGAGAUCUAAUAGCGCAAUCUGCACUUAAAUACAAAAAUAACAGAAACGUAUCCAGGCCACGAGAAUGGAAAGAAUAUCUACCAUCAAGAGUGAAAUUAGGGCAUAUGAAAACACAGCGUACUAACGAAAACGAUAAUAAUACUGAAAAUAUAACUACUACCGCUUACACACCACAAGAAAGUACUACUCAAGAACAAUUUGAAACUACCACAGACUCGUCUGUUCUUUAUGAGGACACAGAAAUUCCGAUGGUCAUUGAGAUGGGUACUGAACCCUCCAGCACGCUAAUAGAUAAUAUUCAGGUUACCACUGAAAGUAAUGAAAAUGAGGAAACUGAAAACAUUAUUGUUUCAGAGAAGUCAAUAACUUCUUCUAUAAAACCGAUUGUAAGCACAUCGGAUCUCAGACGUCAAGUCUUCACUAAUAAGCUUAAGAGAAAAAGACAAAGGCAAAAAGUUUCAACCACGGAAUAUCCGGAUGACAUAGCGUUGCAACAUGUUUUUGGUGAAGCUAAUUUCGUCUCCGCGUCAGAAUUUAUAGCUAAAACACAAACAAAAACGACGAAUGCCAUUGACGAUAACGACUUUUCAACGUUAGAAGAUUUCUUAACGACAGAGGCUACUCAAGGUGUAACAAAUAGGCACAAAACUAAAGAACUGCCUACCACCAACUUCAAAAUUGCAUCGACAACACCAAGCACAUUUACUACAGAAGAAACAGCUAAUAUGGAAAUAGAAGAGAUCCUUAACGACAGUAUGACGAAUGCUAGACUCAUAGAGAUUUUAAAGGAGAGAAAUAUGACGCUGAAUGAAUUAGUGGCUCAUCGAGAACGAGGGUCGAGUCAUUUACACUUAGCAGAUAUAUUCCAUAACGCAUCUAGAGAGCCGAAUCCACCUGAACCGUUCCUUACAAAAUCACUUAUAGAACCUAUAUCCAAAGAGACAUACCCUCUCAGAGCUCUCUUAGAAGCAAAUUUACAUGACGCGAAAACAACAACAUUAGAUCCAAAUACAUCAAACUUAAAUAUACCAGUCGUCAUGGAUUUUGGAAAUAACGUGAACGAAAUUGGAGAAAACAUGGGUAUUAUAUCACUAUUUAAGAAUUUUAGCAAAGUUGAUAAUAAAACUAUUAAUGAUAGUUAUGUUAUAAACAAAGAUGCUUCAAUAACAGAUGAUAAUGAAAGAGAUGGACGUUCAUUUAACGGAGUCAAGGAUUCCGUGACGUGGAAUGAUUUGAUAAAACUAAUGCAGACAAACCACCAAGAAAGUAAAGACAAAACAUUAGCUACAGAUGAGGUUCCAUAUCUGUCUAAGAAGAAUCUAAAAGACACGAUUGACGAUGGCUCAUUAAUCUUUGAAGAUUUAGAGAAUUUGGAAAAAUUCAAUAACAAAAUCAGUACAGAUGAGUUACUAGAGAUUAAUCUGUAUGAAAGAAAUCAACCUCCACAAAGACCUCAAGUUGAAAUUCCAGUUUCUAGUAACACUAGAUCGGUAACAGUAGCCACGAUAAGUAUAAUAGGGCUAGCAUUGAUAUUAUUCUUAUUGACUUAUGCCGCAUUAAAAUGGAAACAGCAAAGCUUAAUAUUUAAUAAGACCAAAAACACAGAAGACGCAUGUGUCCCUACACCGGUAUUUGAAAGUAGGAAAACUCAAAAGCUAAAUAGCAGUACUCGAAGUAAAAGUCCUAUGUUGUCUAGUAAUAUUUACACCAUAGAUUCUAUUGACCCAAGAGAAGGUAGUGAAUCCCCUGAAUAUAUGUGGGAUUCAUUAAGAAAACCAUAUCAGUAA
Molecule: messenger RNA, 3147 nt
Organism: Danaus chrysippus (African queen)
Lineage: Eukaryota; Metazoa; Arthropoda; Insecta; Lepidoptera; Nymphalidae
Source: the annotation of a GenBank genome assembly